This is a messenger RNA of Anopheles gambiae (African malaria mosquito), 1552 nucleotides long. Its product is annotated as TWiK family of potassium channels protein 7. Bases 255 to 1499 code for a protein of 414 amino acids. NCBI's taxonomy places the organism in Eukaryota, Metazoa, Arthropoda, Insecta, Diptera, Culicidae. Gene Ontology annotation, biological process: stabilization of membrane potential; potassium ion transmembrane transport. Gene Ontology annotation, cellular component: membrane. The record is from RefSeq and is a predicted model, not a curated record. The transcript has 7 exons. Gene Ontology annotation, molecular function: potassium ion leak channel activity.
UCAGUGGAUCAUCUUUACUGUAUGUCAUGCUGUUUACAGUAUUACACGACCGCUCCCCGACAACGGAGUGUUUUUCCUCGAAAAUUACAGUACAAUAUUUCCGUUUCGUGAUAAGAUCUGGAAUAGUGCAUUAUCUCAUGUGUUUGAAUCCCCAUUAUAUGUGCUUGAAACAAAUCAAGCAAUAUUAACCAUACGCGAGUGUUAGUGUACGAUUCAAAUAAAAUUGGCAAAGAUUUCUGUUGAAGAAAGAAAAAAUGACUAGUCCAGUGCAGUCAUCAAACGGUGCAAUGAACAACGCGCUGCUGGAACACUUUCAGAAGAUUGACGUUAAUGUGGUUGAUGAGCCAAAAACCUUCGCUGAUCAUGUUGCCAGUUUUUGCCAUCGCUGGCAUAUUAAGAAAAUGUUAUCGCAUCUUGGUUUACUAGUGUCUCUUGCCAUCUACUGCGGUGUUGGUGGAUAUAUUUUUCGCGAGUUUGAACGACCGGCUGAGGUUAAUCGAAUUCAAGGUCUACGAAAGCUCUUGGUCCAGCACAGGCAAGAGUUUAUCUACUCCAUCGUUAAUAAUACGGACGUACAGAAUUUGGAUCGACUUCUGACACUAGAACUCGAAAAGUACGAGCAGGUGGUUCAAGAUGCGGCACAAGGUGGGAUUUUGAUCGACGCUAAUGAGAACUUCCCAGUAGCGGUUGAGAAAUGGAGCAUGCUUCAGGCAGUCUUUUUUGCUUCCACUGUAAUUACAACUAUAGGAUAUGGUAACAUCGUUCCUGUUACACUAGGUGGCAGAGUUUUUUGCAUGUUGUUUGCUCUCAUUGGGAUACCUUUCACUUUGACUGUAAUAGCUGAUUGGGGUCGCCUGUUCGCUACAGCUGUCUCAAUUCUGGCUAAAAACAUUCCUGAUUUACCUUUGGCAAAAUUUUGUCCUGAUGUUGGGAUCAAAAUGUCCGACAAGAAAUGGCUGUAUGCAGUUGGUGCAGUCGGUUUCCUGGGUGUGUAUCUGGCUGCUGGAACUGGGCUACUAUUGUUAUGGGAAGAAGAUUGGGAUUUCUUUGAUGGAUAUUACUUUUGCUUCAUUACGAUGACCACUAUUGGAUUCGGUGAUUUAGUACCAAGCAAACCAAACUAUAUGCUGCUGUGCACGUUAUACAUUCUGGUUGGAUUAGCCCUUACCAGCACUAUUAUUGAGCUGGUUCGAAGACAAUACGCACAAAGCUGGCAGAAAUUACAGGCACUCUCGGGACCAUUAGCGGAAACUUUACGCAGAUUGGGAGAAUCGGCCGGAACCGGUAUAGACGUUACAGCUCUUCACAAUGAUUUACGCCGUGUGUUGACUGUUGUAUCAAUGCCGCGCAGACAUGGAAACAAAAAGGCACAAGCGAAAGAGAUGGCUGCCUUAGAAGCUAUCACAAAUGCUAUUUUGCAGGACAUAAAGGAAAAGCAAAACAGUCAGGAAGGGGUACCAAAAGUGGUACAAAUUGUUAUCUACGAAUCUUCAGUGUAAUUGUAAAAAGUUCUCAAUAAAAAUAGGCAUUUCCUAUUCAUAAAAGAAACGUA